Molecule: messenger RNA, 2482 nt
Organism: Pezoporus flaviventris
Lineage: Eukaryota; Metazoa; Chordata; Aves; Psittaciformes; Psittacidae
Gene: SPDL1
Product: spindle apparatus coiled-coil protein 1
Exons: 12
Coding region: 149-1969 (606 amino acids)
Biological process (GO): protein localization to kinetochore; establishment of mitotic spindle orientation; mitotic metaphase chromosome alignment
Cellular component (GO): spindle pole; outer kinetochore
Molecular function (GO): kinetochore binding
Source: RefSeq, a predicted model, not a curated record
UUGUAUUGAGAGGACUGUGCUGUAAUGGCAGCUUGUACUCAUCUGGACUAGACAACAGUUGCGCUUUUUUCUUAUUUCUAAAGGUGGAGUUCAAGAAUAAGGUCAAGAAAGACUUAAAUGGACUUCUGAAGUAAAAAAAGGAAGAAAAAUGGAGACUGAGACCAUUUUAAGCCUUAAAAACCAACUCAAGGAAGCAGAGAAUGAACGAAGAAAGGCAGCACAAUAUGGCUUGCAUUUAUUGGAGUCCCAAAGUGAAGUUCAAAAUGAGUUGGAUGAAACACGUCGCGAAUUGACUGAAAAAACAGAGAAAUUUGAACAAGAGAAAUAUUCUCUCCAGAGAGAAAUUGAACUCAAGAAUCGAAUGUUGGAAAGCUUGAGUUUUGAAUGUGAUUCCCUUAAGCAGCAGCAAAGCAUGCAACUGGAUAAACAGAAAGAACAGCUCGCCAGGGUCUAUGGACAAGAAAUCAGUGACCUUAAAAACAAGUUGGAGAGUCUGAAAGCAGAACUAGAUGAAACCCGGCUGUCUGAGAAACAACUGAGGCACAAAGUAGAGCAUCAGAAGGAAAUAAUUGCUGCCAAGUCAGAAGAAUUACAUAUCAUGUCUGAACGUGUACAUGAGACCAUGUCUUCAGAAAUGCUCAGUCUUCAGCUAGAACUUACUGAACUAGAAAGUGUGAAGGCCAGUGUUGAAGAAAAGCUGAAUGAACUAGAGUAUGGUAAAGAACAACUAGAACUCAUAAACAGUAACCUGCGUAAUCAGCUGGAGCGUCUACAGGGAGAAAAAGAAGAAAGGGAAAAAGAAGUUGUUUCUUACUGCAAUGCAUUAGAGAAAGCUCGUGAAGCUAAUCAGGAGCUUCAGGUUCAGCUGGAUCAUGCAGUGCAGCAGUCUUUGGACCCUACAAGAAAAGGCAAUUCUCUCUUUGCUGAGGUGGAGGACCGUAGGGCAGAAAUGGAACGGCAGCUGAUCAGUGUGAAAGUAAAAUAUCAGUCCCUACAAAAGCAGUAUGCGUUCACUAGAGAACAGUUGCAAAGAAUGAAGCUGCAGAUGGUUACACUGCUCCAGCUGAAAGGCUCUCAAGCAGAAUUUGAUCAGCUGGAACGCUUGCAGUCAAUGUUAGAACAGAAGAAUGGUGAGAUACAAGAUCUGCUUAUGAAAGUGAGGCAGCUAGAAAAAUUUAAGACUUUGUAUGAGAAUGUGGAAGAAUCCAAAGCUAGUUGUAGCUCAAAAGGAGGGGAGUCUGAAGAUGGUUACUAUGUGGAUUUACUGCAAAUGAAGCUUGACAACUCCAACAAGGAAACAGAAACCUUGAAAAAUGAACUGUCUUUACAGAGGAUGAAGGCUCUGCACGAGAGCCAAAGGGUUCUAGAAGUUGAAAGGAAACUCUUUGCAAAUGAGAGGUGUUUGCAAGCUUGCCAAAGUGAAAAUAUGAACUUGCGAGUUAGGCUGGAUGAGCUAAAAAUGAAGUAUGAACCUGAAGAAUUAUUUAUGGGCACUAAAAUUAAAAAGAGGAGGGAGAAGGCUCCAGUGGGCAAUACUUGUGAAUACUUGGACAGCAAAAAUACUUCAGUAAAAGAAGCUGCUCUUACUCAGUUGCCAAGUAAGGAAGAAAUCAAGAUGACUUCCAUGAACUUGGAGCAAAGUGGUGCUUCUCAAAAAAAACAUGAUCCUGAAGCAGCGCCAAUGAAUAUGGCUGUUCAAGUAAUGCAGAAAGUAGCUGAACCUGAAAGAGAAAGAAAGAGAGUUAAAAUUGAAGAUAAGAAUCAUGAUGCCUUUACUUCAUGUAGCAGAAGUGGAAGCAAUUCCUUGACUUCAGCUGCCCCCAGGUUAACAGCUGAAUCCAGCUUUGAAACUACGGAAAAAGGAGAUGAGAAAGAAAAUAAAGUCAAAACCGAGAAGAAAACGCAAAAGUACGCAACGUUGUAUGUAUCUUCUAAGGCAACUUCUGGAACGCAGUGUGCUCAGCAAUAACAAUUCUGGAAGGCGCCUCAACAAUUUGGAGUCCUGCUUCAGCAGGCAAUACUGAGUAAACUGUUGUCACACAUGAAUGUACAGAUUCUAGACUUCGCUAUUGAUCUGCCUGCUCUGUGAAGAGUAUGGUGGCAUUAAUGAGAGUUGCACUUUUGAUACCUUAGGGCAUCCUAGAGGGCAUCUGAUGGUUCCCUGGCACCUGAAGUGUUACCUUGUCUUGAAUCUUGGCUAAAUCUCUAAACAUGUAGUAGUUGUUACUUGUUUGAAGCAUAGUGCUAUUCUGAAAGAUGAGUUCUUGCUACAGGUCUCUUAACAUAAGAGGGGUCAGCCCUGAGCAAGAGAGUCUAGACAGCUUUGAUGCAGAAUUCAGCUAAGCCACAUGCUCCUGAAUUUCUUCCCUCCUGGACUCAGAAUUCUUAAUGGCUUGUUUUUCCUCCUUAUGUGUAAUUGUUCUACUUUCAGACAGACCUGAUUGCAAAGGUGCAUGUUAACCUCUAUGUAUUUUUGUGGGAC